This is a messenger RNA of Anthonomus grandis grandis, 2358 nucleotides long. RefSeq lists its product as uncharacterized. The record is from RefSeq and is a predicted model, not a curated record. The transcript has a single exon. The coding region runs from base 1 to 2358 and encodes 785 amino acids. NCBI's taxonomy places the organism in Eukaryota, Metazoa, Arthropoda, Insecta, Coleoptera, Curculionidae.
AUGUCCGAUAAACUGAAAAGAGCCAAAGUUCUUAGACAAACUGAAUUUAAUCGUCUAUCAGAUAUUCUUAAUAUAUCGAGAAGUGCUAAAGAAGACACUUCCCAACACAUAAUCUUUAAAUUGAGUUAUGAUAUUUUGGAAUCAAUUAGAACUGAGUUUUUUAAGCAGCAUAACGUUGUCAUUAGUUGCAUUCUAGAUGAUGAGGAUCAAUUCACCGAACAAGACGCGGUACGAAGCUCAUUUGAAAAAGAUUUUUGGUAUAUUAAAUCGAUUUAUUUUAAGCUGUUUGGAGAAUCAUUGACUACAAAUAUUUCGUCUUCAUCGUCUAGUAAUCAGUCCCAUGUAACACUGCCAAAAUUAGAGAUUCCAUCCUUUUCUGGAAAUAUUACACAGUUUGCCACGUUUAAAGAUAUGUUUAAUGCUUUGAUUCAUAAUAACAGUACUUUGCGUAACAUAGAAAAAUUUAAUUAUCUUUUGAAUUUCUUACGUGGUCAGCCUCUGACCUUGAUUCAGAAGUUACCGAUGACAGAUGUCAAUUACACAACCGCUUAUGAAAUGCUAGUUAAGCGAUAUGAAAACCCUCGUUUAGUUGCAGCCACACACUGGGCAGCUAUCGAAAAUACCACCAAACUCACAACUGAGAAUCCUGCCGAGUUAAGACAACUUUUGGAUACAUUUUCUGAUAAUCUUGCUGCAUUAGGAAAUCUUAACUUUCCUGUAGCUUUAUGGGAUUUCAUUUUGGUUCAGAUGUUGCUUAAACGCUUACAUGUUUCUAUUGCUACUGAAUUCGAAUUGCAAUAUGAUUCACAUACUACUCCAUCAUUUCAACAGCUUACAACCUAUCUACAUAAGCGUUGUGCCGCUCUCGACAAUGUUUGCUCAGCCCUUCAUGAAAAAGAUAAAAAAUCACUUAAGAGAGAGGAUCGCUUCUCAAAUUCCAAGGUUGCUCUUCUAGGCACUGAGCAAUCUAAAUCUAGCAGUUGUGCUAUUUGUAAAACAGCGCAUUCUGUUUAUCGUUGUCCUAUCUUUUUAACAAAAACUCCUAAUAAUAGAUACCAACUUGUAAAAUCGCUGAAAAUGUGUUUAAAUUGCCUAAGUAGUAUUCAUUCUGUCAAAGAAUGUAAAUCGCCGCAUGUUUGUCAUAAAUGUAGACAAAAACAUCAUACUUUACUUCAUUUUGAGAGAAAUUAUUUUUCUGGUAGUAGCAGCAGUACUACACCACCCGCACUCUCAUCAACCAGCUCCAUCCACAAUGAUCAACCAUCUAGCUCUCAGGCGGACUCCAGGUCUACCAAUUCUUCGCAUCUGGUAGCGAGUAGCCUUAACAAUUAUAAUUCUAGUAAUGUGCUGCUUUCUACGGCUCUUAUAGAUAUGUUAGAUGGGUCAGGAACAUUUCAGAAAAUUAGAAUUAGAAUAUUGCUUGAUUCUGGCUCGCAACUUCACUUUAUCUCACAAAAUUGUGUUAAACGUCUUGGACUUACUUCCUAUAAGACGCCUUGCUCCGUUCAAGGUAUUGGAGAAGCUCAUGUACAAAACUGUGCAAGAAGUGUAUUUACCAAGAUUCGACCUUGUAAUAAAUUCACUCCCAAUUUUGAUUUGGAAGCUGCAGUUCUUCCAAAAAUUUGCGGGCUAUUACCUAGUCAUCCUAUUUCUACCACAAACUGGCCUCAUUUACGCAGCGCGUCCUUGGCUGACCCUUUCUAUGAUACUCCUAGAUCUAUUGAUCUAUUAAUAGGUGCUCCAUUGUUUCCCUAUAUUUUACUGGAGGGUAGACUUACCGGUGACUAUAAUGAGCCAGUGGGAUUUAACACUGUUUUUGGUUUUAUAUUGAUGGGUAAAACGGUUUCCAACUCUUCACCUAUCGCUGCACAAUCGCUUCUCUGUUAUCAGGCAUCAGUUAAUGAUACUUUGCAGAAGUUUUGGGAAGUUGAAGAAGUACCACAUGUCAAAGUUUUAUCCCCCGAGGACGAAAAAUGCGAAAAUAUUUUCCGUAAAACUACGUAUCGCAAUCGGGAUGGCCGAUUUGUGGUUUCCUUGCCCUUUCGAGGUGAUGAGCCUAUUUUUUAUGGAAGUAGAGAAUUAGCUCUUUGCAAUUUCUUAUCGUUAGAACGCAGGUUACAGCAAAAUCCGAAGCUUUCUGCAGAUUAUGCUGCUUUUAUAAAGGAAUAUUUAGAUCAGAACCAUAUGGAAAUAGUAUCUUCAGAUUUAAUCCCAAAAAAAUCGUUCUAUAUUCCACAUCACUGUGUUUUAAAGGAUUCAAGUCCCACUACUAAGCUUCGUGUCGUAUUCAAUGCCUCUGCCAAACCAUUAGAUGGUAUGUCACUUAAUGAUCAUCUUCUGUCUGGCCCCAAAUUGUAA